Molecule: messenger RNA, 519 nt
Organism: Dichomitus squalens LYAD-421 SS1
Lineage: Eukaryota; Fungi; Basidiomycota; Agaricomycetes; Polyporales; Polyporaceae
Exons: 5
Coding region: 1-519 (172 amino acids)
Biological process (GO): protein phosphorylation
Molecular function (GO): ATP binding; protein kinase activity
Source: RefSeq, a predicted model, not a curated record
AUGCCACGCUUAUCCGAACUCAACGCUAUUUAUCUGUAUGACGCGCCCUUGACUUUUCUUGUGGAUCUCUUUCUUCAGAUUCUCGAGGGAGUCGAAUAUCUUCAUAGCCGGCAGAUUGCACAUCUUGACUUGUGCACAGGGAAUAUUCUUGCAGCCGUGGACAAGGACGCAGUUCACGACAAGCGAACUGAGGCGGGAAAGAUCUACUUGAUCGACUUCCAGAUGUCGCGUCAACUCAGGCUACCACCCGGUCAACAACCUGCCAUUCUCCUCCCUAAGACGCAAGUCAGGCCACCGGGAGGCAUUAAACACUUUGAUCCCUAUUCCUGGGACGUUUAUUGUCUAGGCGAUGUCUUCCAACGCAGACUGAAGGAGUAUUGUUUUAUGCGUCCCGGGGAACCGUGGAUAAUCCGUCGAUAUAUCCGGUGGCUGACUGGCACUGAACGUGGCUGCAUGGCAUCCUGUCACUGCCGUCCGACUGCUCGACGGGCACGUCAGAAUAGCCUGGUGGUGUGGUAG